GCUUGGUCUGUACUUGCAAAGUUGCCAUCGAGCGGCAGAAGAAGCCAGCCGUGCAAGUGGGUGGGAGCGCCGCCGCCGCCGCCAUGGAAGCCGGGUGGCAUCAAGAUACUCUUCCCCUGUCUGUGCAGGAGCUGGGUCAUUCUCUAAACUGGAUUUGAUUGGGGGCCAGCAGCAGCUAGGUUUUUGGAAUUACAAAUCUCUGAUCCCUUAUCUGGAGGCAGCCUGCUGUGAUGGGGCUGUAGUGAAGGUAGCUGGCCUACCAUGCACCCCACAGGGAGUAUCGACCCCGGCUUUUCCCGUUCUGCUGUGCAAACCCUGUCUCGUAGCCACUGCCGGAACAUCAAGCAAAAGAUCUCUCAGUGGGAGGGUCGGACCAAAGGGGAUUGUCAGGAGGAAAGGCAGAAACCCAAAGACUUUGGGGUCAAGUAUGGCCAUGACAGCAGGGGGAAGUCAGUGGGACUUGGACAUGGCAGGGACGUAGAAGGGGUACCAAGUGUGCAGAGUCUUGGCUUGGAUUUCCGGGAAAACUCUCACCUCUGCUCUGUCACGGAGGAGGAGGAGGAGAGACUUCAAGAGAGCCCCUCAGUUGAGCAGUUCCCCAAUGGCGUUAUAUCUGAAGGAGAGGAGGAAGAGGAGGACUGGCAAGGGGAGAGGCUGCCCCCAGGGAACUUCUACACCUCACGGGACCUGUGGAAACAGAUCGAAGCGUUUUCUCCAGACAAAGUCCUCUCCAUCGCCUUGGACUUGAAAAGGAAACGGGAAAGUUGUGGCUCAACAGAGAAGGAGCUGAACGUGGUGUCUCCGACAAAGAGCUUGGAGAACAUCUACUGUGAUGCUGAAAGCCAAGGAGGGCAGCCAGCCAUCAACCCGGUACCCAAACCGCGAAGGACUUUCCGUUACCUUUCUGAGAAGGACCAUGUGGAUUGUCCCAACGGAGGCCACAUUGAGAGGAAGCCACCAGAACAUCAAUGUAAUGGUGGCUGCCUUGCAACAACUUCCCACAACUCUGAGCAAAGAGUGGCCAGCAGGGGCAUCCGAGGCCGAUCCAAGAGGAAAUCCUUUGAAUUUGAGGACAUCCAAGGCUACCGCAACCGGCUGGCCGCCAUAGAGUACCAAAAGCUCCAUGAAGAACUGAAUGGCACCACAAAUGUCCGUCUCUAUUGCACGCAGUCAGAGGACAACCUCUAUGAGGACAUUAUUGAUCCUGCUAAGGAGAAUCUGUAUGAAGACAUUAAAGUGAAGCCUCUGUGGAGGAUCCCGUCUACUUGGAAGCUGCCUCCCCCCCGGAAUACUUUCAAGCCACCCAAGGUGAAGCUCCCUCCCAAGCCGCACUUCCUUCAUCGUAAAACCUUGGAGCUAAAGAGCUCACGGAUCUGCCUGCGGGGAAAGUUGGCGAAGGACACGACUCUACCUGUUACGUUGACAGAGUGGAAGUUCUUCAAAGCAGGCGAAGCUGGAAGCAGGAAGAGGAAGAACGUUCCCCGGCUUGUAUUGAAAAUACAAGAGAUCUUUGACUCCAAACGAGGGAAGAAGCGGGUGAAGUUGGUGACGCAGACGGGAAAAGAAGUCUCUCCAGCCAGAGGUGAAACCAAUGGCUAUGACAGCGAACCGGAGAAUCUGCCGAAAAGUCGACAUAAGCGUCUGCUGCAGGUGCAAGCUCAGUCCAAGAGGAAUCCGCACUACCAGACGCUGGAGCGGGACCUCAUUGAGUUCCAAGAGCAGCAGCUUUUUGAGCUCUUUGUGGUGGUGUCGCUACAGAAGAAGCCAUCAGAAGCUACCUACACCCCACAGGUUAUACAGCAGUUUCCUAGCAAGCCUGACCACCCCUUUCGGCAGUCAAAGGACACUGAAGAGAGGCUGAAGGUCAUCCCCAAAUUCUGUUUCCCUGACCCCAAAGACUGGUGCCCAAAAUCCGAGUCAAAGAGUGAAACCUUCUCCUUCGUGCUGACUGGUGAGGACGGCAGCCGCUGGUUUGGAUAUUGCAAGAAGCUCUUGCCAGAAGGAAAAGGGAAGCGACUCCCUGAGGUAUACUGCAUGGUAAGCCGCCUAGGCUGCUUCAACCUUUUCUCUAAGAUUCUAGAUGAAGUGGAGAAGAGGCGUGAGAUGUCCCCAGCCCUCGUGCACCCAUUCAUGCGCAGCGUCAUGGAGGCGCCGUUCCCUGCCCCUGGGCGCACCAUCUCUGUGAAGAGCUUCCUGCCAGGAGCUGGAAAUGAGGUGAUUGAGCUUUGCCGUCCACUAGACUCUCGGCUGGAGCAUGUUGACUUUGAAUGUCUGUUUAAGUGCCUCCGUGUCUCUCACUUGAUCCAAGUCUUCGCUUCUCUCCUGCUGGAAAGGAGGGUGAUCUUCGUUGCUGACAAUUUAAGCACCUUGUCCAAAUGUGGCCAUGCUGUGGUUGCAACACUCUACCCCUUCACCUGGCAACACACCUAUAUCCCUGUCCUGCCAGCUUCCAUGAUUGACAUUGUCUGCUCACCUACCCCAUUCCUUAUUGGCAUCCUCUCCUGCUCCUUAACACAGCUCCAGGACCUGCCUAUAGAAGAGGUACUGAUCGUUGAUCUCUGUGCUGAUAGUUUUUUGCAAGCGGUUUCAGAUGAGGAUGAAAUCCUACCUCACAAACUCCAGGCUGCACUUGCACAGAUCUUGGAGGAAAGGAAAGAAAUCCUGUCUCAGGAGCGGAGUUACACGCAAGGUGAUGUGACUCUGGACUCCCUCGUUUCGGAGGCUUUUGUGCGCUUUUUUGUGGAGAUUGUGGGGCAUUACUCCUUGCACAUGCAUGUCACUGAGAAAGGGGAGCGGGUAUUCCAGCGGGAGCCCUUCCGGAAGUCCCACACCUCCCGCAACGUGCGCCAUUUCCUAGACAUCUUCAUGGAGACACAAAUGUUUGCUGGCUUCAUACAGGACCGAGAGCUCCGGAAGAGUGGGGUCAAAGGGUUGUUUGAAGUCCGUGCCUUGGAAUAUUUGGAGACCAUUCCCGAGUCUGAGCCAAGUGGGAUGAACAAAAUCCUUCGCAGUCUGGGUAGUAAAAUGAAGUUCCUUCAAAAGAAGUGAGAAGCCAAGUGCAGAAUUGCUGCUAAGAGUGGUUUUAAGUUCCCAACCAGCUAUAAUGAGAUGACACUGCAUUGCCCGUUGCUAUGGUGUCAGACAGGAUUUCUGGAACUCAGCUGAGUUGAGCUUCAAGCAACUGGAAGAAAGUGGCCCAAAUCUGAGUGGACUUCUUGAUCUUUGCUCUGCCUUGUUCAACUGGAAUAUUACUGGGAGAAACUGGGCUUCUUUGUAGAACUGGACUGUAAAGGAGGACAUGAUGAACUGUGUGAAUUAUAUCCCUGUUUAUGCUGCUUGGCCUAAAGAGACUGUCCCGUCAUCCUCACUUUAUAUAUCCUGCUCAAAGCAAUCCAAGGACUAAAUUUGAUGCCUCUUAAAAAGAGGAAUGAACCAGGAAAGACAACAUCAAUCCAGCAAUUGAUCUAUGCCGAUACUGCACUGCAGAGAUUCGUUGCACGAGGAAACGUUCCCCUAAAACUGGAAAACAAACCUGUAGGAGCUGAUUAUCCGUCCUCAUCUAAAAUGCCAUCCAGUUAGGUUCUUUGCUAUUGGCCAGGGUUCAGCCAUGUUCUUUCAUAAACUGUUGGCUUCACUUGUGUAUUGCAAAGCUUUUUAUGUUGUAGAUAUUGACAGGAAAACAAGAAAUCUGCUUGUUUGCUGUUUUGGUUUUACACUGCAAGCCUCUUCCUGUGUUAGUUGUUGCUAAUAUACAUGUUCUUUUGACAUUUUACAAGCCCAUAUCCAGAAAAUCAUGGGAUGUACCUCAUACAAGAGUGGUGUUUACUUGUCUGGAAAAUGCCGUUUGAUCUGACUGGGAGGCAUGAAGACUUUUUUUAAAAAAAUACAAAUGGUGGAAUUACGAGUUGAUUUGGUUUGAUGCAGAACCAUUGUAAAAAACCAAGCAAGCUUCUUACAACUGCAUGUUGCUGUGAAACCUGAGUGGGAUAGAAAUUGGCUCUUCCCCAAAUACAUUGUUCCAUCCAUUUACCAGAGCUGAAGAUCCAUGUAAAGUAUUUUCUUCCCCCUCUAAACCUAGGUCUGUUACCUGCUUUUAAGAAAUCUUGAUUCCUCUUGGUAGCCACAAUUACUGGGAAGAGAUCCAUGCAUAUAGUCCAACCCCUCGGUGGUUUGCACAACAUUUAAAAUAGCUGUUUAGGGUUCCUAAUGACAAAUACCCUGUAUUUAAUCAAAUAUGACACAUUGUUAUUUGUCUUACUAGAGUACUCCAGAGUGACUCUGCCUCUAUGGACCUGUCACAUGUGCCCACAGGCUACUUUCCAAUGGAGCUUUACCAUAUGUUUACAUGUAACAAACGGACUCAGGUUUAAUACAUGGGACUUUCGUGCAGCCUUGGACUGGUGAAAAAUUCCCCAGAUAAGAGGGAUUCCUUUGAAAUAUUUAAGUGUUGUGUGCUGAUAUACUGGAUUGAUCUUUCUCGGCCAUACAACCAAAUGGACCUCCAGAUUUGGAUGAAAUGUGGACUUGGGGUUCAUAUGGUUCUGUGUGGAUUACAUGUAUCUGAAAGGUGCUGUUUGUACUGGGGUCAGAUCCUAAAUAUUUGUUUGCUUGCAAUGUACAAGGUUCACCAGACCAAAAAGAAAAAAAAGUUGAAAAGAUUGAGUAAGAUGCGAAAUUUUAUCAUUAGUUGAAGCUUCUGCAUAUGGUCUGAACUGCCAGCUGUGCCUAAAAUAUUUCAAGCCAAAAGAAUUGGCAAAAACUUGGGCCCAGUGGUUCUCCAGUGGGCCUGGAAAAAAUUGCUUUCUAGGUCCAGUUGUGCAAGGCCUACAGCCCACCCCUGUGCAUCUUUACUCAAAAGUAGAUCCCUCUGAAUUCAGUGGGAUUUGAUCCCCAGUAAGUGCACAUAACAUUUAAGCCUUAGCAGGGGUGGGGAACAUGUGGCCCUCCAGUUGUUGGUGAACUGCAGCAUUCAUCAGCCCUAGCCAGUACAUCCAAUGGGAUGGGAUGAUGGGACUUGCAGUCCAAAUGACAUGUGGCGGGUGACAUAUUCCCCAUUCCUUGCUGCUAGGGAAUACUAUGAACUUAAUGGUACAUACUUCUCAGUAAACAUGAAUAAGAUCACCCUUUAAAAAGCUUCUUAGGUCACAUUUUUAGGACAAUUGACUGACCUACUUGCUGCUGCAGUUCUGUUAUGAACAUUUUGUGUGGCCACUCUUACAGAAUUAGGUUCUUGAUGAGAAGCAGGAGCUCACCACUGAUUUAGUAGUAUGUUUCAGCACUUAAAACUAUUGCACUUGAUCAGAAGGGCAGGAAGAACCCCCUUAUUCUGUUGUUCGUACCCACUUUUUGGGAAUGGUUGGGUUAAAUUAGCCCCCAGGGUGUAUAACCCUAACUUUUAUAAUUCCAGUCACACCCGCUGCACAAUCCUAGAUGGGAAAUACAUACCUUUCCCUCAUCUCCAUGGAAACACAUUCUUUCAGAUCUUCUAUACUUCUUGGUGCUGGACUUUCUCCCAUGUGGUGUCUUCAUGUUUUUCACAGCCUGCUCUGCUCAUUAUGGAUCAAGCCAUAUUCUGUUGUGUAUAGAUGAAACCAAAACUGUAUGUACAGUAACAGAACUGAAAUAAACCAAGUUCCUUCAGGAACUGGUUCAAAUAAAAUGUGCUGGGUUUUUUUGUG
This is a messenger RNA of Elgaria multicarinata webbii, 5678 nucleotides long. It is a transcript of the gene DENND2C, whose product is annotated as DENN domain containing 2C. Lineage: Eukaryota; Metazoa; Chordata; Lepidosauria; Squamata; Anguidae. The transcript has 19 exons. The coding region runs from base 262 to 3048 and encodes 928 amino acids. The record is from RefSeq and is a predicted model, not a curated record.